AUGACGGCGGAAACUGUGGCACGUGCGCUGUGCGAAAUGUGGAUUUGUCGGUUUGGAGUUCCGGAAACCAUCGCUACGGACCAAGGCAGGCAGUUUGAGUCAGAACUCUUUCGGGAGCUCUCCAGGAUCAUCGGUUGCAAGCACAUCAGGACGACAGCUUACCACCCACAGUCGAACGGCAUCAUCGAGCGCUUCCACCGGCAUCUGAAAUCGUCCAUAAUGGCGGUGGACUCCAAGCACUGGUGCGACAAGCUCCCGUUGAUCAUGCUUGGUUUGCGGGCCGCGCUCCGAGAGGACUUUGGAUGCUCUGCGGCGGAGUUGGUUUACGGACAAACUCUACGAUUGCCUGGCGAGUUUCUUGAGCAGCAAACCAACAACGAAGACCGGACGGAGUUCGCUAAGCAGCUCCGGAAUGCGAUGGGUAAGCUGAAACCGGUUGAUCCAGAUCACCACGCCAAGCCAGCUGUUUUCGUCAACCGCCGGCUCGAGAAGUGCUCUCACGUCUUCGUGAGAAUUGAUGCAGUGAAGAGACCGUUGGUGCAGCCUUACGAGGGACCGUUCAAGGUGGUUGCUCGUGACAAGAAGCACAUGGACGUCGAAAUUAACGGGAAAACACAACGAAUUUCCAUCGAUCGCGUCAAACCGGCCUACACCUGCGACCCAGCCAUUGACGAACAUCCCAGAAGCGACGGAAAAACUGUAGUUACACCAUCUGGGCAUAGAGUUGAGACAGAGAGCGGGUUGGCCCAAAACUCAGCCAACCGGACAGGGCCGUGGCUCGGCGGCUGA
This is a messenger RNA of Culex quinquefasciatus (southern house mosquito), 789 nucleotides long. RefSeq lists its product as uncharacterized. Gene Ontology annotation, molecular function: nucleic acid binding. The coding region runs from base 1 to 789 and encodes 262 amino acids. Lineage: Eukaryota; Metazoa; Arthropoda; Insecta; Diptera; Culicidae. The transcript is spliced from 2 exons. Gene Ontology annotation, biological process: DNA integration. The record is from RefSeq and is a predicted model, not a curated record.